CCGAACCAAAUUUAGGUGACGCGACGUGAUGUGAAAAGUUAUGCGGCGCUUCAUUUGUGCUUAAUUCAUCAUUUAGAAAGGCAUUAAACGGAGUUCCUUGUCUUGUUGGUGAUACAUUAUGCGGCAUAUUUACCAAUAAAAGUAAAGUUUAGUGUAACGUAAAGUGUUUUUGCCCUUAAAAAAGGGGCUGCCGUAUCAUAGGGCAUCUUUUGGAGCUAUUGUUCGGACAGGUUGUGCAGUGCGUGCGGGGGUGCGUAGUUACGCAUUAAACAUUUGCCAGUGCAAUGAUGAACAAUAAUGGGUUCAGUACGGGGGAGGAAGAUUCCCGCGGGCCGGCGGACCAGAUCUGCUGCCUGCUGGACGACGGCGAGCGUUGCCGGAAGCAGGCAGGCAACGCGUCCUACAGCAAGCGAAUUCAGAAGACGGUCACGCAACGAAGGCUAAAGCUGAGCAUCGACAGCCAUGCACGACAUAUCUACAUCUGUGACUUUCACAAGGCACGGAUACAGUGUGCCCGCACGAAGCGACGCCGCCGCGAUUCGGAGGACGACAGCAACGAGACGGACACCGAUCUGCCGGAGGUCGAUCUCUACCAGCUGCAGGUGAAUACGCUGCGAAGGUACAAACGCUUCUACAAAGUGUCCACGCGUCCGAGCAGCAACAAAGCGCAACUAUCGGAGGUAUGUGUCGGCGACCCAUACGGUCAACAUGUUCUAAUUAAACAAUCUUCUUACCUUUCCAUACGCGUGCAGACCAUCAUGAAACACUUCAAGACGAUUCCGAUCAAGGAGAAAGAAAUUCUCACCUACUUUAUCUACAUGGUCAAGUCCAACUCGAACAAGCUGGACCAGAAGAACAAUGCGAGCGCCGAGGCCACCUGAACGGUAGCGUCACCAUCAGCAACGUUGUCAUAAUUGUGCCGCUUUUAUCUUACAAACUCCUAGUUUUUAACGCUUGUGUCUCAUCAAAUAAGUGUAGUUUGUACUUCCUUUCCCCGGUGUAACGUUGGAGUCAUUCUGGCCCUUUCGGUUUAACGAAAUGUUUGGCCGUUGAAAGUAGCCCAGCGGACCGAGGGGACACAAGGAAUAAAGCAAGAAUAAAGCAUAAAUCACACCAGAUGUGACCUUAGUGCGAUUAGCAGAAUCGUUAGACUAUACUUUUGCAGGUGUCGCUACCGAUCGAUGACAAUGUUCAGUUUUUCAGUUCGUAGUUCGUUUCAGUUUUUUUAAAGAUUAGUUCAAUUUAGUUUAUUACAAGAGCAGCUUUUUUAAAAAUUCUAUUGUUACUAUGAUACAAUAAAAAAACACUGCUUGUUGGAAUCAA
Anopheles gambiae (African malaria mosquito) is the source of this 1323-nucleotide messenger RNA. It is a transcript of the gene Sap30, whose product is annotated as histone deacetylase complex subunit SAP30 homolog. The transcript has 2 exons. Gene Ontology annotation, cellular component: histone deacetylase complex. The record is from RefSeq and is a predicted model, not a curated record. Gene Ontology annotation, molecular function: transcription coregulator activity; protein binding. NCBI's taxonomy places the organism in Eukaryota, Metazoa, Arthropoda, Insecta, Diptera, Culicidae. Bases 285 to 881 code for a protein of 198 amino acids. Gene Ontology annotation, biological process: regulation of DNA-templated transcription.